UGCUCCCGCUUGCAGUGAUUACACAGCAGAAAAAUCGCUAAUGCAUUUGGAAUCUGGCACCACCGUCGAUGCAGAUAUAGAGGGGGUUGGGCAUCGAAAGAUGAGCUGCAGCUAUUAAGAAGUAACUUUGGUCUCUUUUUAUUUGCAACAGUAGCUUUUUUUUUACAUUGCACAAGGCGAGAGUGAUGGUGGUUAUUUCAGGACCCAAGGGAAACCAGGAAUCAGAUGAUACAAUGUCGGGUUCCGAACCAGAAGACGACGUUAGGAAGCCAGCUCCCAACCGACCCGCAAACACAUUGAUUAUGCAAAAGUUCCCAGAGGUUGUUCCACUGAAUGUAGGAGGCAUGUAUUUUACUACAAGGCUCUCCACUCUGAGGCGCUAUGAAGACACUAUGCUGGCUGCAAUGUUUAGUGGCCGACAUCAUAUUCCUACUGAUUCAGAGGGACGAUUCUUUAUUGAUAGAGAUGGGACCUGCUUUGGAGAUAUUCUUAACUUUUUACGGAGUGAUGACUUACCUCCUCGUGAGCGAGUGAGAACAGUUUAUAAAGAAGCACAGUAUUAUUCUAUUGGACCACUGCUCGAAUGUCUGGAUGAACUGCAGCCCUUGGCUAGUGAAAAAGUCAGGAAGGCAUUUUUGGACUUGCUGCCUUAUUAUAAAGAAAACUUGGAAAGGAUCAUUGAAGUUGCGAAACAGAGAGCAAUUCAACGAAAGGCAAGAUUUGCAAAAUUGAAGAUUUGUGUUUAUAAGGAGGAGAUGCCAGUUACACCAUAUGAACGUCCGCUAUACAACUCGCUACGUUUUGAUAGAAGUGAGAAUGAGACAAAACUCUUUGAGCAUCAUUGUGAAGUUGAUGUGUCAUUUGGCCCAUAAGCAAUUGCUGAUGUUUAUGACCUUCUCCACUGCAUCGUGACAGACUUGGCAGACAGAGGUAUUACUGUGGAUCAUCAGUGCAUAGGUGUUUGUGAUAAGCACCUCAUAAACUAUUAUUACUGUAAACCAAUUUAUGAGUUCAAGAUUACUUGGUGGUAACUGAAUUUUAUAAUUAUUUUGAGUUUCCUUAUAUAUCUGAUAAACUAUUAUAAGCAGAUAACUUUUGAAAUUUAACAUUAAAGAUACCAGCAAAACUCAGCAAUUCAAUCUACAGGUGUGUUCUGCACACAGAAGUGCACCGUGUCUUGUAAUGAAACA
Molecule: messenger RNA, 1190 nt
Organism: Pristis pectinata (smalltooth sawfish)
Lineage: Eukaryota; Metazoa; Chordata; Chondrichthyes; Rhinopristiformes; Pristidae
Product: BTB/POZ domain-containing protein KCTD7-like
Biological process (GO): protein homooligomerization
Molecular function (GO): protein binding
Source: RefSeq, a predicted model, not a curated record